Molecule: messenger RNA, 577 nt
Organism: Ilex paraguariensis (yerba mate)
Lineage: Eukaryota; Viridiplantae; Streptophyta; Magnoliopsida; Aquifoliales; Aquifoliaceae
Source: the annotation of a GenBank genome assembly
GUCAACAUACGGGCUAUGUCAGGAUUCAAGGAUGAGAUGCAUGGCAGACAGGUGGGACCACAAGCAGUCGAUUGCUCUAAUAAUAUAAUGUCAGAUAGAAGUUCUGAUUAUCAUAAAAUAUGCAGAAAAUUGGUUGAAUAUGUUUCUUUUUAAGAGCUUCUACUGCUAUUUAGAUGACUACGUGUUGAUGUUGCAAGUCCUUCCAUUAUAUGUAGAUGGACAUAAUGAGGCAGAAUUUGGAAUGUCAUGGUCUGCUGGAUUUGGGGGAUCUUUCUACAAUGCCUAUUUUGAGGUCAUGCCCAAGCAACCAGGCUUUGAGAAGAGGAGAGAUCUUUAUAUGCUAUACCAUUACUUGAAUCACUACAAUCUAUUUGGUUCUGGCUAUCGUUCAUCUGCCACGUCCAUAAUUGACAAUUAUCUGCGGAUGUGGAAAAUAUAUGUACAUUUCUUGUAUAGUUGUAUAUUUGCUACUUCUAGAUUUUCAAGCGUCUCUUCAUGUUGUAUAUUUGCUACUUUCAUUUCAUGUUCUUUGUUUUUGUGCUUUUUGGGUGGAUUUCUUAUCCGCCAUUUUCUGUAA